AUGCUAGAAUCGAUCUUGGGAAUCCCUACUCUUCCAUCAGAGCUCAUCACGGAAAUCCUCUCUAGGCUUCCGGUGAAAUCCCUCUUAAAAUUCACUUCCGUUUCAAAAUCUUGGCUUGAUUUGAUAUCUAGUCCCGAGUUUAUCAAGUCUCAACUUAACUUAUCAGCUAAUAACAAGGACAACACUCACCAUAGGCUCAUGUGGUGUGAUUAUGAUGAUGAUAAUCUUAAGGAUUGGUCUCUUAGGCCUGUACUUUAUGAGUCUAAUGCGACGGAAGCAUCUUACUUUAAUUUUCCCAUGAAAAAACAGCAACAGAUUCGUUAUAUAAAUCAUGUCAAUGGGUUAUUUUUUGUUGAUUGGUCAAACAAUUUGUUUCUAUGGAAUCCAUCCAUUAGAAAGUACAAGAAAGUACCCCAUUGUACAACUAAUUCGAGGGAUGCUAUAUGUGUCAUAUAUGGUUUUGGAUAUGAUAAAUUUUGUGAUGAUUAUAAAGUAGUGGCAUGUACUUACUAUAAUGGACAAUAUUCGUAUGAUACUCAGGUCCAUAUAUAUAGUCUAAAGACCGAUUCUCGGAGAAACAUUCAUUGUCUUGAUCAGAAAAGGGAUUUUAUAGAAAAUUCAGGUAAGUUUGUUAAUGGGAAGAUUUAUUGGGUUAAUGAUGACUCUAGUGAUCCUAACAUAUUUUAUAUUGAUUUGGUCAAUGAGAAAUUGGAAAAGAUGGAGCAACCACCUCACGGAGAAGGAAACUACGAUUUGCAAUUGGGACUAUUGUAA
Molecule: messenger RNA, 774 nt
Organism: Solanum stenotomum
Lineage: Eukaryota; Viridiplantae; Streptophyta; Magnoliopsida; Solanales; Solanaceae
Product: F-box/kelch-repeat protein At3g23880-like
Exons: 1
Coding region: 1-774 (257 amino acids)
Molecular function (GO): protein binding
Source: RefSeq, a predicted model, not a curated record